UGAGCCGUAGGUCUUGGGUCUGUCCAGAGACUGGACUGGAGGGACAGGAGCCAGGCCUGGGUUCAAGCUGUCUUGCGUUCCUCGGGGCUGAGGCCAGGGUGGGGAGGCAGAUCAGGCGGGGGACCAGGCAGGAGGAGGAUGCUACACGUGGCACCGGGGUGGGGCCCUGAGAGGGGCCUUCAGGAGGAGGACCACGUUGACAGGACCAUGCGGGUGGGCCUGGCUCUGACAGGUUUCUGGGAGUGGGAGCCCAGGCAGCCAGCGCCAGGGCCUGCCCAUCCAUGAGUCAGGGCCCUACCUUAGCCCAGGGGUUUUCUGGUUCCUCACGAAACGGCCAGUCCGUAAACACGUGCCAUGUGUCCCCCAAGCCGGCGGCCCACCCGCUGACCUGCCUCCAGGCCUGCACCUCUGGAGCCAGGGGAGCAGGAAAGGAGCUGCCGGGGGAGGCCCCUCAGGGGACUGAUCUCCCAUUUGUCUGAGAAGCGCGACAUGCCGGCCUGGGGGGACACGGGGGAGACAUGCUGCUUGGCGCGGGGUCAUCUCACUGCUGAGGUGAGGCUGUGAUGCCAGGGCAAGGACUGAGCGGGAAGGCCUGUGCUGGGCACACUGACAUGUCCAGGGCCAGGCAGAGACAGCAGAGGAGGAAGCCGAGCUGGCCUUGCAGGAUGGACAGGUCCCGGUGCCAGCCCUCCCCUGACCCAGGGUGACUGUCCACAGGGCAAGACCUGCCUCUGGGUGUGGGUGGCCAUGUCAUUGGUCUGCCUGUGCAGGCUCUCAGGUGGGCCAGGUUUCCGGCCCCUGCCCCGUGGCCGGCCUCCACCAGAGAAUGGCCCCACCCAGGCCAGCCGCAGCAACCUGCUGAACCGGUCAGGUCGGCUGCGGACUGCCAGGGCAGGAGGACUGAGGCGCCGCGGAUUCUUGGCUUCCUUACAGCUGAGCAGUGAGGGUCCCGGACCCGUCCUGCCCAAUCUUGACACACCCCUUUCUGCUAUGCCCGCCGUCAAGGGGACUGUGCUGGCCCAGGAGCCAUAGCCGGGCAGAUGCCGGCGGCGCGGGGAGGUGGCCUCUAACGGGAGUGAUCAGGGCUAGCCACAGUGUGUGAGUGGGGCUCUCCAUACCCCUGCCUCAGCACCUCCGUGGACCUCAUGGGGCUGACCGUGGCCCUGUAAUGGGGGCGCGACAGACCCAGACCCGGCAGGAGAAAGGUGCUGGGACAGAUCGGCGUGGACACACACACUGUGAUUGUGCUUGGGGAGAACGGGACCCCCCAGGGCUCUGAGCUGCUGAGGGUCCCAGCAGGUUACCUGGAAGGGGUGAUGCUUGAUCAGGGAGUUAAAGCAGCAUCCCCUAGGGCAAGGCCAGCAGGCUUGGGGACCAUGAGCAUCGGGGUGGCGUGGAGGCGGGACAGGCUGGCCAAGGUGGGGAGAGGGACCAGGGUGAGCUGGGAAGCCGGGCGUGGGGGGGUACCCACGGAGCCACAUCCGGGCACCGGGGGGCGCUUAUCUCCCCCGGGCUGGUGGUGCUGCUGGAUCCAGUUGCGUUGUGGCUGAAAGGGGAGCCCACACCGCCUUCAGCCGCCGCCCGCCUCCCUGCUGACUCGUCUGUGCUCUGCCAGUAAUGCGAGCCCCAGGGCGGGAGCUGCAGGGUGCUCUGGGGCCCCUCCCAGUUCCCCGGACGUCCUCCUGCUGGGCAGAGCUGGCCACAGAGCGGAUGCAGGUAAGAGAGGCCCGGGGCUUAGGCAGGCUGGGGAGAGGGGCUGCCUGGAGCCCCGGGCUCCUAUCCUCCGGAGCCAAGUCCUGGUGUCAGGCGAGCAAGACGGCCUCUGGAGCAGGCCGGGUAGGCUGCAGCUCCCUGACCUCCCCCAGGAUGCUGCAGCCAGACAGGCCCCGGGCCUCUGAGGAGGGGACGGCCGCGGGGUCCCGGCGGGGUGACUGCGUCAUCUGCUGCUCUGCCUACGACCUCGCGGGCCACCUGCCGCACCGUCUCUACUGCGGCCACACCUUCUGCCAGGCGUGCGUGCGGCGGCUGGACACGCCAGCGGGCGAGCAGCGCUGGAUCCCCUGCCCACAGUGCCGCCAGAGCACACCCACACCCCGGGGAGGAGUGGCCCUGCUGGACCUCGACCUGGCCGCCUUCCUGGCCGUGAGGGCUGAGCGGGAGCCAUCUCGCAGGGAGCCCCCUGCAGCCCCCAAGGGCAGUGCCGCCAUCACUCAGCAGCCGGCCAGGCUCUGUCCCACCCUAGGCCCCCAGCCCCACUUCCCCCAGGCCCGGGGCUGCUGCGGUCUCUGCUGGGACGCCCCUGGCGGUCCCGAGGUCUGAGCGCUGGUGGCUGCCCCUCCU
Molecule: messenger RNA, 2340 nt
Organism: Mustela erminea (ermine)
Lineage: Eukaryota; Metazoa; Chordata; Mammalia; Carnivora; Mustelidae
Gene: RNF224
Product: ring finger protein 224
Exons: 1
Coding region: 1618-2319 (233 amino acids)
Source: RefSeq, a predicted model, not a curated record